UUUCCUUCUUCACUCCUCAAACUUGCUAACUAUAGCACGCAUGGAGGUGAAACUUGGUGCGCAUGUGUAUUACAUCGUUUCCAUGACGACCACAACAACAAAUAGCCUCAGGCACUUUUCUUUAUAAUUACUUCUUCACUCCUCAAACUUGCUAACGGCAGCACACAUGGAUGGUAUGCAUUUCAUUUCCAUGACGACAACAGGCAUUU
Geodia barretti is the source of this 209-nucleotide messenger RNA. The record is from the annotation of a GenBank genome assembly. NCBI's taxonomy places the organism in Eukaryota, Metazoa, Porifera, Demospongiae, Tetractinellida, Geodiidae.